Anthonomus grandis grandis is the source of this 3048-nucleotide messenger RNA. RefSeq names its product GPI inositol-deacylase. The transcript is spliced from 15 exons. The coding region runs from base 72 to 2966 and encodes 964 amino acids. Gene Ontology annotation, molecular function: phosphatidylinositol deacylase activity. Gene Ontology annotation, biological process: GPI anchor metabolic process; endoplasmic reticulum to Golgi vesicle-mediated transport. The record is from RefSeq and is a predicted model, not a curated record. Gene Ontology annotation, cellular component: endoplasmic reticulum. NCBI's taxonomy places the organism in Eukaryota, Metazoa, Arthropoda, Insecta, Coleoptera, Curculionidae.
UACACAAAGGCUAAUGUCAGAGAAUUUAAAUUCUAUCACAGUUUCCAAAAAGUUUUUGACUUGAUUCGAGCAUGAAAAGGGGCGCAGUUCUAUUUAUUUUAGGAUCUUUCAUAGUGCUACUGCUCUACCUUUUAGGUUUAGCCUUUGUCUUGAGCGACAAUGCAUUCAGCAAGGACUGCGAGAUGACUUACAUGUUCGAGUACCCUCAGUACGUUCGAAUAUCCCAAAAAAUAGACGAUAAAUAUCUAAAAUAUGGCCUGUAUGCUUAUGCAGAGGGCAGAAUGACUAAAAAAGCUAGAAAUAUGCAUUUUGAUGGUAUUCCUGUUCUGUUUAUCCCUGGCAGUGCAGGCUCCCAUCAGCAAGUUAGGUCUUUAGCAUCAGUUGCACUAAGAAAGGCACUCAAUUCAGGCACCCCUUUUCAUUUUGAUUACUUUACUGUUGACCUUAACAAGGAAUUCAGUGCGUUUUAUGGACCACAUUGUUAUGACCAGCUUGAGUAUGUGCUUAACUCAAUAGACACAGUAUUGAAAUUGUAUCAGACACCUAAACAAGUUGUGCUUAUAGGACAUUCUAUUGGUGGAAUUGUUGCUAAAAAAGCCAUCUCCCAUUUACUAAAAACCAAGAGGCCACUGGUAUCAGUGUUGAUAACAUUAGCCUCACCUGUGAGAAGGGGAUUAAUUUAUUUUGAUAGACAUUUAAGCCAGUUCUACUCGGAUAUUGACUUAGGGGAUAGUGUAAUGGCAAUCAAUAUAGCUGGUGGCCACAGUGAUGUCUUGGUGCCAUCUUAUCUAACUAGAGACUUAAGCAAUAAAAGUAUUAAUUUAGUUGCUACUAAUGUGGCAAAAUGUUGGGUUGAAUCAAACCAUGUACAAAUUUUAUGGUGCAAGCAGCUUGUGUUAGCAACUAAUAGGGCUCUUUUCGAUAGUGUUGUUGGCAAAGAAAUUUCAGUUGAUUUAGUUGGAAAAAUGUUUCAGCAUCAUUUAGUGCAUAACAGUGGCACUAAAGUAGAUGCAACAAAACCUGCAACCAUUGCCCAGCGUGGAGACUGGAUUGAAAGACUACAAAGACAGUAUUCAGUUGAAUUUAAAAAGGGGCUAAGGCAACCACAAACUUAUAUGGUGGGGAUCACUUAUCAGCCCACUUAUGAACUACUGACAGUUUUAGCAUUAAAUUUAGAAGUGUCUAAUUGGGUAUUUGCUUGUAAUGCUGCAUUUCCUAACAGUAAGGGCCAAAGAGUAUGCACAGAAGGUGAGCAUUUGAGUCAAUAUUCUGAAAUAGCUCCUAGCACCAAAUAUAAGAGAAGAUUAGUCACUUUGAAUAUGCAUGACAUUGGAAGAGCUAAUAAGGAACAUACCCAUAUAAUAUUCAGGGCAGAAGCCACUUCUGAACCAGUUACUUUCCAUGUUGAUAUUCAUGGUUCUGCUGAAAGGGAAUCCCAGGUUACCCUCCCAAUAUUUUCGCUUAAAAAACACAUAAUUUUACGGGAGACCCCUGAAAAUGCUUUAAUUUAUAACUUGAUAUUUCCUGAGUUGCAAGACCCUUUCCAAAUCUAUUAUUUAUUUGUUGAACCUCUUAAGUGUAAAGUAAAAGAACACCAUGCUACAGCAAGCCUUAUUGUACCAUGGGCCAAUGAGAGUAUUCACACACAUUUUACGGAAACACUGAGGAAACCAUUUGUUUUGAGGCUUCAGAACCCAAAACCAACUUCUGAUAAUAGAUUUGCUAAAGUGAGGCUGGUUUUGGAACCCUCCUGUACCUACACAAUAAGUGUCAAACUUCACAUCCUAGGAGUUUUUGGGCAAAUCUCGCGCUAUUAUUCGACAUUUUUAUUAUCAAACGUGGCGACAAUCAUUUUGUUGGCUUACCAAAACCAACUCUUGAAAAUGGGGCGAGAGAAAAGAGUACCAAUACCAUUUGUAUCCUUGAUUGAUGGGCUGAAUAUUGGUUGGGUUCUUGUGCUAAGCUGUUCGGUACCAGCAGUUUUACAUGCUUAUCUACCAGAACCAGAAUUCGGCAUCUUUCCGAACUACAUCUACCGAACUCUGGCCUUAAUAGUACUAUUUCUAGCCUCCUACGCCUUAGUUUGGGUUCUAAUUAUGGCCUUUUGUGUCUCACUUUUUACGUUGGAAUCUACCAUACAUAAGCUGACUUUAAAGAUCCUGGCUAAGUCGGUGACCCUGACCAUCAAGUUCUCCGAUUAUUUUAUGACGUUUUUGCAUAAAGUACCAUUUUUAGUAUCAGCCGCGUUGGUUGUACUCUGUUUUUCCACCUGUGGCGGCCUAGCCCUAAUAGUGGGUGUUGUGUUUUACUUUUUAAAAUUGACCCAAAUGUCCCAGGAUUACAUUGAAGAAGUGGCCUGGUUUCUGGUUAAAUCCGCUGCAAAAAGUAUUAAAAAUUUCUUCAGGAAGCAAAAAACUGCCCCCUUAGCUAUAGAAGAAACUACAUCUUCAGUAACACCCUCAACAGAUGAUAUUCAGCAGGUCUCAAAAGAACCACCUGCAAGCGACAGAAACCCUUUGAAAGACCUUAGGGAAACUAACGAUAAAAUAUUCUUUCAUUCGUCCAUGUUUUUCAUAUGGGUAUUUGUGGCCGCAUUAAAUGUCCCUGCUGUGGUUACUUGGGCUCACAAUUAUAGGUUUAGCAAAUUUUUGUCACCGGACGAUUCGUUUUUGAUUGGCCUUGUGUUCUGUUGCGGUGGGUUCUUUUUAUGGCAUUGCGAGUUUCCUAAACUGAACAGGAAGUAUUUUAAAGAAUUGAGGCUGCUAACCAUUAGUUUUAUCCCCAUAAGUUUUCUUUAUGGGGCGCUAUCGGUUUAUAGAAUAAAUUACAUGUUAACUCUCUUGUUUCUGCUGACUCUUGUUCAGCAACUGUUGGCACCUACGGUUACGAAUAGUGAUGAAACUGCAAUAAAUGAUCCUAAAGACGAAGCAGACAAAUAUGACGAGGCAAAAAUGAAAAUGCACUGAUAUUAUUUAAUGGUAGGUCAGCUGCGUAGAAUAAAUCAAUGUAUAUUUUGAACAAAACAGUAAUAUAUGAUUUUUGUUGUUA